Messenger RNA from Triticum urartu, 1056 nucleotides. RefSeq lists its product as uncharacterized. NCBI's taxonomy places the organism in Eukaryota, Viridiplantae, Streptophyta, Magnoliopsida, Poales, Poaceae. The record is from RefSeq and is a predicted model, not a curated record. Gene Ontology annotation, biological process: regulation of gene expression.
CCCGGCAGUCUCCGCUCUCCUCUGCUACUCCCUACCAGGCUACCACUCCUCCUCUCCGCCGCAUAUCGACACCGACAGACGGACGUCCAGUUUAGCAGCAAGAUCUGCAGCACGUACUCCGCCAGCUCAACCACCGCCCGCGCACCUCCGGCGUACGGCGGCCGAUACGGUGAUCGACUGUCCAGGCUCCAUCCGUCGAUCGACGGAGUGCCGCGCCGUUGGUUGAUCCGUCGAGAUGAGCUGCAACGGGUGCCGCGUGCUGCGCAAGGGGUGCAGCGACGCCUGCGUGCUGCGGCCCAGCAUCGAGUGGAUCGACGGCGCCCAGCCGCAGGCCAACGCCACCGUCUUCGUCGCCAAGUUCUUCGGCCGCGCCGGCCUCGUCGCCUCCCUCGCCGCCGUCCCGCUCCACCACCGCCCAGCCUUGUUCCGGUCGCUUCUGUACGAGGCGUGUGGGCGGACGAUCAACCCGGUGAGCGGCGCCAUCGGGCUCAUGUGGACCAGCAACUGGGACCUCUGCCAGGCCGCCGCCGAGGCCGUGCUGCGCGGCGACUCCCUGCGCUCGCUCUCCGCCGUGCCCGCCGCCUUCACGGAGCGCGACAUGGCCGGCCUCUACGGCAACGUCGGCACCAACACCGGCAGCUCCUCCUCCCUCCACUCCUCGCCGGAGAACUCCACGUCCGCGCCCGCCAGGAAGCGGAGCAAGAACAGCCCCGGCUGCGGCGCCGUAGGAGGGCAGCAGCAGGUGAAGCUGCCGGGGCCGGGGCCGGUGCUGCAGUCGUGCGAGCUGGACCUCUGCCUGACGCCCUUGUCGUCGCCGCUGGCCGGCGGGAGGCGAGGCGGCGCGUCGGACGAGUACUCCACCACGACGUGCUGCGAGGAAGCCAGCGGCGACGCGGCGGAGGCCGGGGCGCCCCCGCUGCUGAACCUCUUCAACUGAGAGACUGAGUGUAAACUGUAAUUGUGCAGUUCGUGUGUGGGUUAAUUAGUUGCAUCGGUGUUAGUCAAUGAAGCUUUUUGGGACGUGCAACUUGGUUUACAAAUGUUCGAUCGCUGUUA